Molecule: messenger RNA, 1449 nt
Organism: Mugil cephalus (flathead mullet)
Lineage: Eukaryota; Metazoa; Chordata; Actinopteri; Mugiliformes; Mugilidae
Product: mesenteric estrogen-dependent adipogenesis protein-like
Exons: 5
Coding region: 372-1025 (217 amino acids)
Source: RefSeq, a predicted model, not a curated record
UUUUUCAUUCAUUCAUUGUUUCUUAAACCAGCAGUAGUUGUUUUAUUUCAAUUACUUUCUCAGGAAAAUAAUAAUAAUAGUAAUCAUUAAUAAAAAUAAAUGAUCAGCCAAAACAAAUUAGCUCAUACAUUUUUUAGCCGAUUGAUGAAUAGAUUAAUCAACAACAUGUCCAGCUAUAACUUCCAUCUACAUAUUUUAAAAAGCGGAUUUAUUUUGUGUAGAGAAAAAAAAGCGACCGGAAGCCAAGUCACGUAAACGCAUCACGCUUGACUUUAGUCUGAGGUUUUAAGGCUGCGUAUCUGGGACAGACGGUGUAAACAGCAGCCGCCACAGCAGCUGGAGGAGGUGCGCGAAAAAGAAAGCCUGACAACAUGACAAUAAACAAACUGCCCCACAGCGGGAUGACGGUAACAGAAGUGGGCGAGUUUCUGAGAAAUCCACCGGCAGGUUUCUCCGUAGAGACCCUCGGCUCUUGUUACCGAGUCCACAACAACAACAACAACAACAAGGAGGAGAGCUUGGUGCUCAUCGAUGACCUCGAGUCCUGCGGGGGGACAGUAGUUUUCCAAAAGUCGCUUGGAAGAAAAGUAAAAAUGCACAAUCUGUGGGAGUACACCAGCAUGAGGAAGAGUCUCCUGUCCAAGAGGAUUUACUUGCUGGUGUCUGCCUGCAGAGAAAACUUCUCAACGGCAAACAAAAGUGGAGCCGGAGUGGCGUAUGGAGCAGUGCUGGAGCAGUACGUGGUGUCCAUCGAUGGCAACAACCCUUUCAUCAAGUGGCAGAUGGAGAGAGGCCUGGACUGGACCAUCUCCUCCGUGGCCGGGGAGAGCUACAGAGUGGAAAUUGAUUUGACUGAAGCACUGGAGAGCUGGGCAGCAAAAAACGUCACCACUGAUGCCCCAAUGGAGGCCAAACCCGUGUGGAGGGACGCCUCUUUCACCCUCAAAUACUAUUCUGAUGCCCUCUUUGACUUCCCACACUGGUUUGGCUUCAGCAAAAGGAAGUUUAAGUUGAGACUGACAUGAGCCAGAUGAAAAAGAGGAAGGCGAAGUUGAGUAUUUGGUGGAGUCUUUGGGAAACCGUAAAAAGGAGUUUCUUGAUCAACAGACGAAUGACUGUAAUGCCAUCCUGUCAACAUUAAGGACUCUCCCACCUCUGAGGUCUGCAGGAACUUCCCCACACCAGCUGUUCGGCCCAGAUGUUUCUUCCGUUCAGGGUGUGGACACCACUGACAAGGACCAGAAUCAAAAUGCCAUCACGUGCAUCAACGCAUUUUUGAUCAUAUACAUGACGUUUUUCUUAAAGGGAGUAAAAAGGAUCAAAUCUUCGCUACGUUUGCAGAUUAUUUCCACUGAAAUGAAUCAACAUUUGCUUAUGAGAAGAUUUUAUUAUUAUCAUUAUUUUUUUGUAAUCCAACCUCCAAUGCAAUAAAUGCUUUUACAAAAGUAA